Molecule: messenger RNA, 2839 nt
Organism: Pseudoliparis swirei
Lineage: Eukaryota; Metazoa; Chordata; Actinopteri; Perciformes; Liparidae
Product: E3 SUMO-protein ligase ZBED1-like
Exons: 2
Coding region: 131-2119 (662 amino acids)
Molecular function (GO): protein dimerization activity; DNA binding
Source: RefSeq, a predicted model, not a curated record
UCGUGCCGCUGCUCCGGCUCUACCUGGCCGGCUUCAGGGUGCUCAUCUACCAGGUGUUCAACCGCUCCUUCACGCUGCCAGGUGCUCAGUAGGUGAAGGCAUCCGAGUGGAACGCUUCCCACAGGAACCGAUGGAGGGUCAAAGUUCAGGACCUUCUUGCUGUGUCCUCAAGCUGGUGGCUCACCCGCGGGCAAAGAGCAAAGUGUGGAAGUACUUUGGCUUUGACACGGAUGCCAACGGCUGCAUCUCGCACUGGAAGCGGAUUUACUGUCGCGUGUGCAUGAGUCAAAUCGCGUACUCCGGAAACACCUCCAACCUCUCGUACCACCUGGAGAAGAACCACCCGCUGGAGUUCGGUGAGUUCGUGAAGAGCAACACGGAUCAGAUGCGCGAGGCGUUCGUCACGGCGUUCUCCAGGAUAAAGGCGGAGCCUGUCGCCGCUCCGGUUCAGCUGCAGGCCCCGAGCCUCCGGCCUGAAAACCGGCGGCACGAUGAUCUCACACUGGCAGUCAUCAACUUCAUCUGUGAGGGGCUGUACCCGGUGUCCAUCGUCGAAGAGCCCACCUUCAAGAGCUUGAUGAGCGCCCUCGAUCCCGGCUACUCUCCACCCAGCAAAAGUGACGUGGCCGUUAACAUGCUCCCUCAGAUGUACUGCCGCACCCGGGACCUGGUCUUCAGUGAGCUCGCCGGGGUUGUGAACUGUGGCGUCACCACUGACCUCUGGCGAAGCCAAACUCAGAAUAGGACCUAUAUCUCACUCUCCAUGCAUUCAGUCAACUACAAUAGUACGUUUGGCUUCUCUAUGAUCGACAAGUGUCUGAAAACCUUUGAGGUGCAGGAGGACAACGCGGCCGAGAACAUCACCAGAUCGAUGUACGAGGCCUUCGUGGAGUGGGGGAUCACCCAUAAAGUCAGCGGGGCCACCACAAACGGCUCGGUCGACGUGGGCAAAGCGUGCUCGCUCCUCGAGCUGUCCGUGGAGAUGCCUUGCCUGGGACAUACCAUCAACCGGGCCGUCGAGGAGGCCUUCCAGCUGCCGCGGGUCGGCAGCUUUUUGGCAUGUUGCCGAAAGCUGGUGGACCAUUUCAAAGAGCCGACGCUGUAUCUGCUGAAGGAGAAGCAGAAGCAGCAUGGCCUCCCGCAGUGUGCACUCAUCACAGACAGGGCCGGGUCUUGGUUGGCCACGUUGGCGAUGUUACAACGACUGAAGGAGCAACAGAUUGCCAUCACCGCCACGCCGAGAGAGAGCAGUCACCAGUUCAGCUUCGAAGGCCCUCACUGGGCCUUGUUGGGCGGCUUGAUCGAAGUCCUCCAGCCUUUUAAAGUUGUGGCGAACAUGAUCACGUCUUGUCGGUACCCGACCAUCAGCAUGGUGAGGCCCGUGCUCCACAUGCUGCUCAACACCACCCUGAAGGUCAAGGAAGGGGAUCUCCAAGAGAUCUGCAUGACCAAAGAAGCCAUCCUAAAGGUGCUAUCCGGCACCUAUUCACAGAACACGCAGCUACCGCAAGACAUUUCGACGUUCCUCAACAUCGCCACCUUUCUGGAUCCUCGGUACAAGAAGUUGCCGUUCCUGUCCGCCGAGGAGCGCUCCAAAGUUGAGGGUAACGUCAUGGAUGAGGCCAAAGCGAUCCUUGAGAAGCAGGUUGCAGAGCAACCGGGCCUCGACGAGUUCUCCGUGGCAACCGACGAGCCACCGAGCAAAAGGCGAGCCCUUCCCAGAGACCCGGCCAGGAGUUCUACCCUCGACAACCCUCUGGCCGCCAUCUUCUGUCAGUCCGACACCGACCAGAGCCAGGAGGAGCUGCAUGCUCAGGUACUGGAGGAGCUGAGCAACUACAAGUCCCAACGAGUCCUCGGCCUGAAUGAAGACCCCUUACUCUGGUGGUCCAGCCACGUCCCCUUGUUCCCCACCCUGCUCAAGGUGCUCCAGAAGUUCUGGUGCGUCCCGGCCACCAGUGUCCCCAGCCACCGGCUGCUGAGCUCUUCUGGGUCGGCUCUGUGUGGGAAACGGAACCGCAUCGCCCCGGCUCUGGUGGACCAGCAGAUCUUCGUGUACGAGAACUCGAGAAGCUACUAUGAGCUCGAACCCUGUGAGGAGGAUUUGGAGAGACACUAGUCUGGACCUCCAGGGACUGUGUGCUUAAGAUUGUAAUAUGUAUCCAAUGGACGGUCAGGUGGUGGAGAGGACCGCCUCCAGACUAACGUGCACACACCUUCUUCAGGCUGCCUUUAGUGAUCUCAGACCUUCAGGGUUUUCAUACACAAGAUGUUUGAUUGACAGAUGGUUCACCUCAUCGGUCCCGCCCCUUUCUUACAGUUUCUAAUGAGGCUUCUCAGAAUGUUUCAAGUGUUUUUGCUGCUUAUGUCUCGUGGUAUGUGCUGCUGUGACAUUUCACACGGGGAAUCCGGGAACAUGAUUAAUUUGCGUGGAGAACCCGUGCGUGUACUCGCGCAUGCAGAAAGUACAGCUGCAGCUUCAGUUUAGUUCAUGGAUCUGUUGUAAACGUGUUAAUCAGUAAACUCUAGAGGUCGUUGAACUCUUCUCAUCGAAAACUGGAGGGAGUCAUUACAGCCUGUGCAUCACUUUAAAGCAUUAAACUGCUCCAGUUAUCACGUUUUCUCUUCACAGACGUUUCAUUUUUAUAUCAACAUCUGUACAUUAGAUUCUCAAACUCACCAGUACUAAAGAAAAAUGUUCUUUAAAAGAUUCAAGCUCAUUGAAUUGUCUUUUUUAUUAUUGUUUGUGUUGGAUUUUGUUCUUUUGCUUUGCAAAACACUGACAAAGAUUAUGAUGUAAAAGCAAACUAUGAAAGUAAAGAUUUUGUUUUCAAUAUUU